Messenger RNA from Rhizoctonia solani, 1242 nucleotides. Its product is annotated as ribosome biogenesis protein Sqt1. Gene Ontology annotation, molecular function: protein binding. The transcript has 3 exons. NCBI's taxonomy places the organism in Eukaryota, Fungi, Basidiomycota, Agaricomycetes, Cantharellales, Ceratobasidiaceae. The record is from RefSeq and is a predicted model, not a curated record. The coding region runs from base 1 to 1242 and encodes 413 amino acids.
AUGUCAGCCCCUGCGCAACACGAACAAAGUCACGAGCAUGAUGACCCGGCAGAAGAGUUCAUCGACCAAAACGACGUACUAGCUGAGGUUGGCGAUGAAGCAGAAGGCGAUCACCCAAUGGACGAAGAUGAAGAAGCGCCCGAGGGAACAGGCGAGCAGCUUGACAUCGAACAGGACGACAUUGUCUGGGAGGACAACUCGAUCCAACAGUUCACAUCCCAUAACCAGAAAUCUGUCUUUGCCGUAUCUACUCAUCCCACACAGGCACUCGCUGUAUCCGGUGGCGAAGAUGAUAUGGGAUAUAUAUGGGAUCUUUAUACCGGAGAGAUUGUUGCUCGAUUGGGAGGUCAUGAGGAUAGUGUGGCGGCGGUUGGGUUCAGUUCCGAUGGAGAGAUGGUCGCUACUGGCGGAAUGGAUGGUCAUGUUCGAUUAUGGAGAAGAGUAGCAAAGUCCAACGGUUGGAAGAAUUGGGAGUUUUUGACCGACGUGCAGGGGCCGGAUGAAGUUGUGUGGCUAAAAUGGCAUCCGAGUGGUAACGUUCUGGCGGCGGGAUCAACAGACUCGACGGUGUGGGUAUGGAAUUUCCCAAGCGGAACGCCUCUUCUCGUCCUCUCUGCCCAUGACGCGCCAUUGACAUCAGGCUUAUGGACACCCAACGGCAAACGACUCCUCACAGCAUCUCAAUCUGGCACAUUGGUCCUCACAGACCCCCGAACCCCCACCCCCGAGUUCAAACUCUCUCCAACCGACGCAAGAUUUGCAUUCGAGGGAGGCAUAACAUCCAUCGGCACCAAUCCCGCAGGAACCUUGGCCGUCGUGGGAGGAGCGGACGGACAGGUCCGCGUAGUGCACAUGGGAAAGGGCGAAGUGGUUGGAGCGCUCGAAUCCCAUGGAGAGGGCGAAUCCGUCGAAGCCAUCGCAUUCUACGGAGACUUCGUACUCACAGGUGGCACGGAUGGUAAAAUCCAUGUUUCCGACUUGACCACUCUUCGCCUUCGAUCUUCACUCCUCGGCCACUCGGACGCCAUCACGAGCUUGAACGUUCAUGGCGAUGGCCUGCUCACGAGUUCGAGCGCGGACAAGACUUCGAGAACGUGGGAUAUCCGACGUGGACAAGAACUGAGGGUCCACAAGGGACAUGCCGGACCUGUGCUUGGAGCAAGUAUCGGUUCUAGAGGAAAGGAAGAGGUCGUGGUUAGCGCAGGAGACGAGGGAGUUUGUUUGGUUUUUGCAACACAGUGA